Molecule: messenger RNA, 980 nt
Organism: Ostrea edulis (European flat oyster)
Lineage: Eukaryota; Metazoa; Mollusca; Bivalvia; Ostreida; Ostreidae
Exons: 6
Coding region: 87-869 (260 amino acids)
Biological process (GO): plasma membrane phospholipid scrambling
Cellular component (GO): plasma membrane
Molecular function (GO): phospholipid scramblase activity
Source: RefSeq, a predicted model, not a curated record
CUCCCGUUUGUUGUCAAACAACAACUAUAAACACAAACAAUUUCGAAGCUAAGCCGAUCUUCGUCUUCCUUCCGUCAUGGUAUGACAUGUCCAGGGCUAAAGUGCACGACGAUGGUAAUGUAAUCACUCAGCAACCAUCUGCUAAUCCAGGUCCAAACGAAAAUGCCAGCGUCUUUCCGAAAACUACGGAACUUGGCACCGAACUAGAGGCUAUUGAAGAGCUGGAAAAGAUCGUCCUCAGUCAAGUGAUUUCAGCUUGUGAUCUUGUGUUUCCAUGUUGUAUUGGUCGAGGUUCUUACACAGUGCAUGAUGGGAAUGGGUCCCCUGAGGCCUUGUUUGAAAUUAGAGAAGCUUUCGUUUGCUUAUUUCGCACCUGCCUGGGAUCAGCACGAGAUUUCGCCUCCGUGAUGCGGGACUCUAGCGGAGAUGAUCUAGGAUCGUUUCGAUAUGCAAUGAGCUUCAGGGGGUGCUGCAUUUGUUCCUGUUAUCCCCCCGAACUCUUCAUUUUCUGUCCGCGGCCUGUACGCCUCGGAUCAGUGAGAGAAAGACUAUCCUGUUGCAGACCAAGUUUUGAGAUUGUGGAUAACAAAGGGGACACUUUAUUUACGUUUUCCAAUGACUGCUGUUAUUCCCAGUACUGUGGUUGGUUCAUGGAUGCAGCAGUAAAGGUUAACGAUAUGGAGGGCCAAACUGUCGCCAAGCUUGUCAAGAAAUCUUUCCAUAAUCCGGAGGAGUUGCUGGGACUUGAAAAUAAAAUCCAUAUAGAAUUUUUGAAGAAGAUGAGAGCCCCAGAAAAGUUAUUGGUGAUUGGAGCGGCCUUGUUGCUGAGUCUGAAAAACUUUGAAAACACCCAGCGACUCUGUUGCUGACAAGUGACGGUGCUUAUACAUGUACAGAAAAAUGUAAUAAUGCAGUACUGAAGUCCAAUGUUUUAUUUAUACAUCAGCAAAUUUUCAUAAUAAAAUUGAUUUUGUUAAUAA